Messenger RNA from Cyprinus carpio (common carp), 684 nucleotides. RefSeq names its product gamma-glutamyl hydrolase-like. Gene Ontology annotation, molecular function: gamma-glutamyl-peptidase activity. The coding region runs from base 1 to 618 and encodes 205 amino acids. Gene Ontology annotation, biological process: tetrahydrofolylpolyglutamate metabolic process. The record is from RefSeq and is a predicted model, not a curated record. The transcript has 8 exons. Gene Ontology annotation, cellular component: vacuole. NCBI's taxonomy places the organism in Eukaryota, Metazoa, Chordata, Actinopteri, Cypriniformes, Cyprinidae.
AUGUCAGCAUGUGUGACAUGCUGCAAGGCGAAUGAUGAGGGUGAUUACUUUCCCAUCUGGGGAACAGGCCUGGGAUUUCAGAUGCUCACGGUGCUGGUGGCUGGAGAAAACCUGUGGAGUAAGACAACUGCAGAGAAUGUGACUUAUCCACUCAACCUCAGUACAGAGGCUUCAUCCAGUCGUAUGUUUACCAACUUCCCAUCUGACGUUCGUAAAGUGCUGUCCCAGGAACCACUUACUGCAAAUUUCCACCAUUAUGGAGUGACUAAAGAGGCAUUCAUGGGGAAUGAGAAAUUAAGUGGCUCCUUUUCAGUGCUGUCCACGAACAUAGCACAAAAUGGCCUUGAGUUUGUUUCUACCAUGGAAGGCAGGAAGAAACCUUUCUACGGGGUACAGUGGCAUCCAGAAGUGAGCCGCUUUCAGUGGGACCCUCGUUACAACUUUCCUUUUUCCAGCAAUGCUGAGCGAGUGUCAUCCUUACUGGCUGAAUUCUUUGUUAAUGAGGGAAGGAGAAGCUCCCACCACUUCAGUGAAGCAGCAGAAGAGAGCAGCGCACACAACUACAGCCCUGUGUAUGUGGUAAAUAUCUCUGCAUAUAAACAGUCAUAUUUCUUCUGAGAGACACGAUAUGGUAGGACAAUGAACCAGACAAAGAAAGGAAACACUUGUCAAGAUAUUUCAGAC